GUUCCGGUUUCCCGCCCCGUGGAGGGGGCGUGGCCCGCGGAGGGGGCGGAGCCAGAGGAGGAGGCGGAGCCCGAGGCGGCCCCCGUGGGCGUGGCCGAGGCCGAGGGGGCGGGGCCAGGGGCGGGGCCCGCGGCGGCUUCAAAGGCGGGAAAAAAGUGACGGUGGAGCCGCACCGGCAUGAGGGUGUGUUCAUCUGCCGCGGCGAGGACGCGCUGGUGACGCGGAACCUGGUGCCGGGGGAGUCGGUGUACGGCGAGAAACGCAUCAGCGUCGAGGAGGGCGAGGCCUCGGUGGAGUACCGCGCCUGGAACCCGUUCCGCUCCAAGCUCGCCGCCGCCAUCUUGGGCGGCAUCGACCGCAUCCACAUCCGGCCGGGCGCCAAGGUGCUGUACCUGGGCGCGGCCUCGGGCACCACCGUGAGCCAUGUGUCCGACAUCGUGGGGCAGGAGGGCGUGGUCUACGCCGUGGAGUUCUCGCACCGCUCGGGCCGGGACCUGCUCAACGUGGCCAAGAAGAGAACGAACGUGGUGCCGGUCAUCGAGGACGCGCGGCACCCGCACAAGUACCGCAUGCUGAUUGGCAUGGUGGACGUGAUCUUCGCCGACGUGGCGCAGCCGGACCAGACGCGCAUCGUGGCGCUGAACGCGCAUCACUUCCUGCGCUCGGGGGGGCACUUCCUCAUCUCCAUCAAGGCGAACUGCAUCGACUCGACGGCGCCGGCCGAGGCCGUGUUCGCGGGCGAGGUGAGGAAGAUGACGGCCGAGAGGAUGAAGCCGCAGGAGCAGCUGACGCUGGAGCCCUACGAGAGGGACCACGCCGUGGUGGUCGGCGUCUACCGGCCCCCUCCCAAGGAGAAAUGACGUCAUCGCUCCUCCGGUGGGGGCGUGGCCUAACCCGGAAGUCGCCGCUGCCGUUCAAGAGUGGGCGUGGUCUAACGCAGGAGUGGGCGUGGCCUAACCCGGAAGUGGCUGCGGGG
Messenger RNA from Camarhynchus parvulus, 976 nucleotides. Its product is annotated as rRNA 2'-O-methyltransferase fibrillarin-like. NCBI's taxonomy places the organism in Eukaryota, Metazoa, Chordata, Aves, Passeriformes, Thraupidae. Gene Ontology annotation, cellular component: Cajal body; small-subunit processome; box C/D methylation guide snoRNP complex. Gene Ontology annotation, biological process: rRNA methylation; box C/D sno(s)RNA 3'-end processing. Gene Ontology annotation, molecular function: rRNA methyltransferase activity; histone H2AQ104 methyltransferase activity; RNA binding. The record is from RefSeq and is a predicted model, not a curated record.